This is a messenger RNA of Iphiclides podalirius (scarce swallowtail), 243 nucleotides long. The record is from the annotation of a GenBank genome assembly. NCBI's taxonomy places the organism in Eukaryota, Metazoa, Arthropoda, Insecta, Lepidoptera, Papilionidae.
AUGGUCUGCUAUAAAUAUGAGGACUGUGGUCCACCGCUCCAGUGCCUCCCGCGGUCGGCAUUCAAAAGGAAUGGCCUCCAGGACCUCCAGUUCUUCCAGCAGGGCUCGAUACGAUACUUAUGUCGUGACGGGCCGUGCUGCCCGCGGCCGUGCCCGCCUCGUUGUCCGCCGUGCGUGCGUCGCCCACCACCCGGCAAGACCUACGUAACUCGCUUCAGCGACUUCGAUCUGCUAUCUCAGUGG